UGGAAAAAGUCAUAGUCAUCUUCAUAGAAUCAUAGUACUGUUUUUCUUUCUUUCAUUCUUUAUUUAAAGACCAUAAUGUGGCGGCUUGGUCGGUAACGUAGCUAGCUAGUUCCACUAUGGGCAAACCCUCUUCUUCUUCUUCCUCCUCAUCUACUAGCAGGAGUAGAAACUCUGUUUUCUCCUCUGCUUCCUCUCUCACACACCAACAUACUGAAGGCCUUCAAACAGAUCUUAGGCUUGGACUAGGCAUUUCCACCACUCAACAUGUUGGCUCUUCUACUUCAAGGGGGCAUAGUUGGCAACCAAUGCAACCAGAUCUAAGUAGUUCACAAGCUGCUGAAGUGAAUGAUUGCAGUGAUCAUAACAGCUUCUUUGUGAAGGUCUACAUGGAAGGCAUUCCAAUUGGAAGAAAACUGAAUUUACUAGUUCACAAUGGGUACCAAGAACUAGUAAAGACUCUUGAACAUAUGUUUGACACUACCAUUCUAUGGGGGACUGAGAUGGAUGGAGUGCAAUCAGAGAGGUGCCAUGUGCUAACUUAUGAAGAUGGAGAAGGAGACUUGAUUAUGGUUGGAGAUGUUCCUUGGGAAAUUUUCUUAUCAGCUGUAAAGAGGUUGAAGAUCACCCGGGUUGACACAUUUGGUUGUUAAUUAAGGCAUACUAGAGUGAGACUCAAUAUUAAUGAUCACUGAUCACCAAGUGAUUUAUAGAGUAUGUUUGGGUAUUGGCAAUGGCAAGGAAGGAGUGUGGUCAAGAAGGCAAGCACAAUCAGUUUUGUGUAGAAAUUAAGUGUUAAAUAAUGAUUUUUGCCCCUUAAUUUGUAUAUGAUAGCUAGCUAUUCAAAUCCGCUUAGGUCAGUUUUGAAAUAAAAAUGAACUAAAAAGAGUUUGAAGGGUCA
This is a messenger RNA of Lotus japonicus, 898 nucleotides long. RefSeq names its product auxin-responsive protein IAA30-like. Gene Ontology annotation, molecular function: protein binding. Lineage: Eukaryota; Viridiplantae; Streptophyta; Magnoliopsida; Fabales; Fabaceae. Bases 117 to 650 code for a protein of 177 amino acids. The record is from RefSeq and is a predicted model, not a curated record. Gene Ontology annotation, biological process: regulation of DNA-templated transcription. Gene Ontology annotation, cellular component: nucleus. The transcript is spliced from 4 exons.